Molecule: messenger RNA, 2979 nt
Organism: Puntigrus tetrazona (Sumatra barb)
Lineage: Eukaryota; Metazoa; Chordata; Actinopteri; Cypriniformes; Cyprinidae
Gene: tmem240b
Product: transmembrane protein 240b
Exons: 4
Coding region: 1871-2347 (158 amino acids)
Source: RefSeq, a predicted model, not a curated record
GCCGUCAGGAAAAGGGACGUUAUUUCCUCUUUGAGGAUGAAAACUGAUUCAAAAUCAUAAAACAGCUCUUCAAAUCAAUUCUGUGCUUGGUUGUGACGGGAAACACAAGGUUUUAAAAAUAAAUGAAACGGUAAACAAUAAAGCACAUGAGAAAUGAGGGUGUCGUCGUAAACUCAGGAUCUGUUACUGUUUCGUGUUUUACAGCAGUCCACGCUGUUUAAAUCAAUAAAGAGUGUGUGUAUGUGUGGGGGGUCCGUCACUAUAAGAUAAAGGAGUGGGCGGGUCUUUACCGAAGCCCCGCCCCUCCCGCGAAGACCCACCCACUCCUUUAUCUUCUAGUGACGGACUGAUGACGUCAGAUGAUUGGAGUUAGGACAGAGCUUUCACAGGCAGGUGAUUGGUCACAUCCUGAUGACACAAACACAAAAUAAGAGUCUUAUUAAAGCUUUAGAUUUUCCAUCAAUAAAGAUUAUUUAUUAAUAAAGAUUUGACGGUGAUCCGGUUCUAAUGUGUUUCUCUUACUACAACAUUCCUGUAAUAAAGCCAUGUUUUCCUGUAGAUAUGUGUGUGAAUAUUAAACCUCGAGAUCAUAUGAUAUCAGCAAUCACACCUCAGUGUUUUUAGUAUUUUGAUAUCAGUGAAUAAAUAAAAUAUACUAUAUACCUUGAAAUCAUUGUAAAAGAAAAGUAAAAUCUAGGUAAAUUACUCUUUAAUGAGCAGAUUUAAUCUUGCAUAAGAUACUAGUCCAUGUGCUCAGAUUAUUUUUAUUAAUGAAACAAUAAGUAAAAACAAGAUGUGUUUAUAUAAUACUGAUUAAGCGUCCAUGAGGAUCGUUUCUAUGUUCUGAGUCACGUGACUCGUGAGGUCAGAAAAACGUCUAGAGAACGUUGUAAUAACGUUAAGGGAACGUAAGGUUAAAAAUAACACUUCAGGCUCGUCCGUCCCUACAGCCUACAGGUGCUAUCAUUUAUAAAACAAGUGCGUUUUAAAUCCAAUUAUUUGAGAAAGAGAGCCGAGAGAGACGUGGGUGGGCGGGGUUUAGCGCGGACACGCCCCCUCGCCUGAGAACAGAGAGGACGCUUAUUUUGAUUUUUGAUGCUUUAUUUAUUUACUUCUAUUAGCGUUCAGAUGUGUCUGUGCAUCUUUCUGUGGUGGAGCACACAUUUAAUAUCGACUUUACGCGGACUUUAACAUUAGUUUAACGCGCUGUGAGCUAACAGGAACCUUACCGAAUUAAUAAUCACUUUAAUGAUAUUUGUUCACGUUAAAUAUACAAAUUAUACACAAUAGGUGUAAUGCAGCAUCAUUUGCAAUUUACAUUACGAAAAUGGUAUCACAUGAAAAGCGUAAUAACCAAGUUUUGAUUAAUAUUUACAUAACCAGAGUUUUGCCGCCAAUCCCGUUUACGUUCACCGCUGUAACUAGUAGCGUCGUGUUUUAGUUUCAGAAGACACGACUUCACAAACGACUUGACAAACGAUGGAAAUAGCGAAAACCAAUCAGAAUCCAGCUCGCGCUUUCAAGGCGGCGGGCGACGGAACCGCAGCGCGCGCUUACAAUAAACGGAACGGUUCGCGUGAACGCGUCAAAGCGUCGAACAGAAACCAAGCAAAGAAACGAGCGCGACAGCCGCGAUGCAAAGCGUGGCGUUCCCGCGGCGUUCCCGCGCGCGUCUGAUAUUCCAGAUGAGCGUGACGCACGAGCUCCUAAUUAAGCUAAUGGACCGAUCUGAGAUCUGAUACACUCCCGCGCUCCGUCAGAUCACUUACACGACGCGUCGACGCGCGAGCCGCAGGUGAGGCAUCUGAUGCGCCGAGGAAGAUGACGCGGGCUCGCUGCGCGUGAGGAAGAGGAUGCUCGCGCUCCGCGGAUGAAGAUGCUGCUCGUGGUGUCUGGAGCGGUUCUGGCGCUGGCCGUCGUCUGUAUGUCCGACAUGAACGCGCUGCUGGACCGAUUUCACAACUUCAUCCUACCGCGCAUGCGCGGGCCGGAGCGCGUGUGCCACUGCACCUGCGGCAGGCACGCUGUGGAGUACGUGAUCCCGUACGAGGGCCCCGUGGGCUCCGUGGGCGCCUCGGGGGCCGGCAGCGUGAGCAAGCAGGAGCUGGACCUGGUUCUGGGGCUCCUGAUGGGCUUCUGCAUCAGCUGGGUUCUGCUGUGGCUGGACGCGGCGCUGGGCUCCUGGAGGUCCGGCAGACACCACGGCUCCGGCGGGUGUGUGUGGCGCUCGUGGCGCUGGGUGUCUCGUGUGUGUAGCCUGCGGGAGCUGCGCAGACGCCUGCAGACGCGCCGCUGGCCCGAGGACGCCUCCAGCAAACACCGGCUCUGCCACAACGGACGCCUCUGACCCGCUUCCCCUUCCUUUAACACCAAACACUGGAGUCCAUCCACUGACCGCAAAACAGCCGCAUUUAAUAUUCUGCUUUGAAAUGAAUCUUAUGGUAAAUACUACAGUGUUUCUGAACCGUACUAUAGUCCAGUACUUGAAGUCAUUCGUUGUGGUAACUCUGUAGUAAACUGCACUCAAUUCAUUUCUACACUACGGUUUACUGUAGUAAAAAAUAAAGUACACUAGAGUAUUCCCCGGCGCUCACUUUAGUAAAUACUGAAGCAUUUCUGUGGUAAAUGUACUAUAAUAUGGUUCAAAAACACUAUUAUUGGUUACACUAGUAUUCUUCAUGUUACGUUUUAAAUGGAGAUAUUUGACUUAUUACACGUAUAUUAGAUAUAAAUGUUAUAUAUAUAUAUAAUGUUUACACAUUUUACAGCUUUCUUAUUUUUUAAAUUUUGAAACAGUUUGUAGAUGUUGAACUUCUGUCUUCGAGAUAUAUAUAUAUAUAUAUCUACACAUGAAAGUGUUUGACUUCUCCUGAAUUCGUGUAUUUGAAAUCUAGCUUGAAAUGUAGUUUAAAUAAAAUUCUUACGAUGAUAUGUCAUAAGUGGGAAAAAAAACGACAAUAAAAAACAUUUAGUUUGAAA